UGGGUUUGUGUUUAAUUGAUAUUAUUGAAAAUGAGUAUUGUCUUCUCAUGAUGACCGUCUAUUUUAGUACAAUUGUUUGUUGUGUGUCUCGAUUGUUAGUGGAAAUGAUGUGGUUUUCUGUUAUAUUGUGUUCGUACCACGUCUUGACCCAAGAUCUUCCAUUGACUUAUAUUGUGUGCGCUCUGAUGAAUCAGUCUGACCAUUAAGACUUGUUGGCAUUAUAUGAGGGUCUUUAGGCAUAGGAAGCAAAUCAGAUAUUGGCAUAUUGGAAAUUAUGGUUGAUCCUGGCAUAUGUUACCCAAUUGCAAAGAUUCUAUAUCUGCAUACUGUUGCUAGAUUUUAAUUUAUCUACCUGACACGUAAUAUGGAUAUUAUCUGUGAUGCUGCAUUGGCCAUGAUCAGUUUAAGAUCCAGACAAGAGUGUUGAGGAUUAGAAGGGUUGAUAAUUGGUGUUAUGUUCACAUUUGAUGGAUUUGUUUUAUUGUGUGAUUUUACUUUGUUAGAUGAUUUAAUAGAUGAUAAGGAAGCUUAAGGUGACCGUGACUAUGUUGAUUUUAAUUUGAAAGAUGAUUUCCUAAAAAAAAUAGCUUGUCUGAUUUUUGGGGGAUUGGAUGUUAAGCUUGUUGACAUAAAUUUUUUUGAGAGAUAAGCAUAAUUCCUGAGUCUUCAUUUAAUAGAUGGUUGAACAAAAAGUGAUUCAAGGUUUGAAAUGAAGUUGUCCUUCCCCCAAUUUAUUUUCCACAUGGACAAAUAAUUUGCUGGAAAUUGAAUGGUUUCAAAUUUGCCUGGAGAGAAGAUUUGGACGAAGGUUGUCAAAAUUGAAAUUCACUUUACUAGAGGACUCGAAAAAAAAGGCAUCACAUGCUGGACCUGUUGAUGAUUUUAGACACACUGAUGCCAGCUGUGGUCACAUGAUUAAACAUUUAAGUGUUGGUGUCAAGCGUCUUGGCAAUAUAGUAUAGACUUUCCUUCACAUUUUCCUCAAGAUGCUGAUGUCAUGUCAUUUCUAAAUUCAGCUUUUGAGCUUUUGUUGAGAGUUUGGGCAGCUUCAAGAGACCUUAAGAUGGUAGGUCUCAUAACACGAGUACAGUUAAAGACUUCCCUACCAAGGCUUAUCCCUACAAUAUUGGACUUUUGGUUUGUUGCAGGUUUUGUUGGUGAAGUUCUUGUCUUCCUUGCAAAGCCUCCUCGGACUUACAUGAAUCUGAGUGGUGAAUUAGUCAAUUGCAGCAGAAAACAAUUUCCCAUCCACCUUGCAGUGCAUUUUUGGUUGCAUUUAUGGAAUCUAAAUUUCAUUGAGCAUACACACAUUGCUGGUUGGAAAUUGAAUCAAAGAGCAAGGCCCAUCAUUAUUGAUCCUGCCCUUUACUUAUCAAAGAAAUCUGAUUUAGCAUUGACCACUCAACGAAGAACCCUUCCCACGUCUUUUAAACUGUUUAGUGGUAUGUCCCUAUCGAUUAUCUAACAUUUAAAAAACCUAUUUUAGAGACAGUGAGUUCUGAGCUACUUGUUAAUUUUUAUUGGAACUGUUGAUUAAUAGUUGUUUAACUCUGAACUUGAUAAUAUAUUGGGUCUUUCUUAAGAGUCAGCAAAUUACUCUUAUUAGGUUGAGCUUCAUUAAACUAAAUAUUAGACAUCACUCCAUUAAAGUGUUAUACCAUGAGUUUGAGGAAUUUUAAGCAUAUGGUGAACAUCACAAUUUCUUUUUAUAU
Vigna angularis (adzuki bean) is the source of this 1712-nucleotide messenger RNA. RefSeq lists its product as uncharacterized. Gene Ontology annotation, molecular function: glucuronosyltransferase activity. Bases 998 to 1465 code for a protein of 155 amino acids. The record is from RefSeq and is a predicted model, not a curated record. NCBI's taxonomy places the organism in Eukaryota, Viridiplantae, Streptophyta, Magnoliopsida, Fabales, Fabaceae. The transcript has 8 exons. Gene Ontology annotation, cellular component: cytoplasm; membrane.